UCGAUCCCAGAUCCAAAUCUUUUUUCCCGAGAUGAUGAAACCCAGAAACUCAAUCGCAAAAACAAUAUUCCAAAAAUUCAAGAAUGUCAGUAAUCCCAGAAAACCCCCAUUUUCAUCAUCAUCAAUUUUGGAAUCAGUUCCAAGGGAGAAAGUUGAUUGUUUGGUGAUUGGAGCAGGUAUAGUGGGCAUUGCAGUAGCUAAAGAGCUUAGUGUAAAUUAUGGUAGACAAGUUUUGGUUGUGGAUUCUGCCCCAAUUUUUGGAACUGGUACAAGUUCUCGUAAUAGUGAAGUUAUUCAUGCUGGCAUCUAUUACCCUACUAAUUCUCUCAAGGCAUCUUUCUGUGUUAGAGGAAAAGAAUUGCUCUACAAGUAUUGCAAAGACCACGAAAUUCCACACAAGCAGAUAGGCAAGCUAAUAGUUGCUACUGGAUAUAUGUCCAAAUAUCCACUUUAUAUUGUCCCACAAGUGAAAUUGGAUCCGGAAUGGGGUGAUAGCAUUUGCAGAAUUUAUGUGUAA
Molecule: messenger RNA, 517 nt
Organism: Solanum stenotomum
Lineage: Eukaryota; Viridiplantae; Streptophyta; Magnoliopsida; Solanales; Solanaceae
Product: L-2-hydroxyglutarate dehydrogenase, mitochondrial-like
Exons: 2
Coding region: 32-517 (161 amino acids)
Cellular component (GO): mitochondrion
Molecular function (GO): (S)-2-hydroxy-acid oxidase activity; (S)-2-hydroxyglutarate dehydrogenase activity
Source: RefSeq, a predicted model, not a curated record